This is a messenger RNA of Coccomyxa subellipsoidea C-169, 309 nucleotides long. Its product is annotated as myocyte enhancer factor 2D. NCBI's taxonomy places the organism in Eukaryota, Viridiplantae, Chlorophyta, Trebouxiophyceae, Coccomyxaceae. Gene Ontology annotation, biological process: positive regulation of transcription by RNA polymerase II. Gene Ontology annotation, molecular function: protein dimerization activity; DNA-binding transcription factor activity, RNA polymerase II-specific; RNA polymerase II cis-regulatory region sequence-specific DNA binding. The transcript is spliced from 2 exons. The record is from RefSeq and is a predicted model, not a curated record. Bases 1 to 309 code for a protein of 102 amino acids.
AUGUUGGCAGUGGGUCGCAAGAAGAUCAGGAUCGAGAAGAUAGGGGACGAGAGGAACCGACAGGUGACCUUCACCAAGCGCAAGAAUGGCCUGAUGAAGAAAGCCAUGGAGCUCAGCGUGCUCUGUGGCUGUGAUAUCGCGCUGGUUAUCUUCAACUCCAACUCCAAGCUCUUCCAGUACUCCAGCACGGACAUGGAUGCCAUCCUCCAGCGCUACUCCAAGAUGUGCAAUCAGCCCCACGAAGUCAGAAACAACCAGGAUGUGAGGCUCCUGCCCCGAUCAGCCCUCCCUCCACACGCCCGAGCAUAA